UAUUGCAAAUUCUUGCUGCUCUGCUUGGUAAUAUAUCUUCAUCAUUAAUUAAGAUCAAUCAAUGGAAGGUCUGAUUCCAAUGGUGUACAAGGCAAUGAAGAGGAACAGAACUCGCCGCCAAUACAGCAGCCUCUCAUCAUCAUUAUCAUCAUCAGCAUCAGCAUCAGCAGCUCAAACUAAUUACAACAUCGCCGACUUCUACAUUGAUCCUAAUCAAACUAAUUACGUAUAUGUGCCACCACCUCCUCCUGCUGCUUCUUCUUCAACUCCUCAUGAUCAUCAUCGUCGUAUAUUUAAUGUAAACAACAAUGGUGGCUUUUCUACAGUAUCUGCCCCCCUGGAGCACAAGUCAUCAUCGUCCACAAACAACAUAAUCAACGGUCAAGUAAUUCAACACCGACGACACAAAUCUGUUUCUGUUUCUGUUUCUGCUCCUCCAAAGCAACUUGUCCGGUUUCGGAGCCAUCGAGGAAUCUUCUCAUGCAUGACUUGUGGUGAGGUGCCUAGCUAAGAGCUGAUUAACAACGUAUACCACCUGCCUGCACUAGAAUUAAUAGAUAAUAAUUUGAUUAUCAAGCUUAGUUAACUUAAUGUUGUAAUGAAUACCUCUGCACUCUGUUCCUCCAUUGCCUCUGUUUCUCUGCUUUCAUAAUUUCUCCAUCUGCCAAAUGCAAAUCUAUAAGAAAUGUUGUGAUGCUGGCCUUAAUUAGGAUUUUGUAUUUUAUUUCUAACUUAAAUGUCUGCAAUAUUCAUACCACCAUGGCACCAUGGCACCAUGCAUGUGAUUGAUAUUCCAGUCUUACACAGCUGAUCACUUGAUCACAAAAAUUAAUUAAUUAAUUAAUUAUUGAUGAAGCCCGGUCGGUCAUCAAUUAUGAUGAUGGAACAUUAAUCCAUAGUAUACAAAUUAAACUCGUUUCAUAUGAGUCUAGAAACUGGAAAUUGGCAAACUUUGGUCAGUCAAUGGUCGAAUGCAGAUCAAAGGUUUUGUUGUUGAGAGAAGGAAAAACAAAAACAACAGAGUUUUGGAAUUAUGUAUUAAUCCUUGUAAUCUAUUGGAAGGAAAAAGAAAAAGAAAAAGAAAAAAA
Molecule: messenger RNA, 1088 nt
Organism: Prunus avium (sweet cherry)
Lineage: Eukaryota; Viridiplantae; Streptophyta; Magnoliopsida; Rosales; Rosaceae
Source: RefSeq, a predicted model, not a curated record